GAGUGCUGCUAGGAUUUGUAAAGGGAGGGGAACCAAUUUUGUCAAAAGACUUCAUGUUUCCAUACAUUUCAAUACCUUAUUGAUGUUUUGAUAAAAAUCUUUCUUUGCUGAUGAUAAUCAAGCACAUAAAUAUCCACAUAGAAGCAAGCUGUCUUGCUGCUAUAAUUGAAGAUUGCAGAGUUAUGAGCAGAAAUCCUGGAUCAAUUGGUCUGAAUUUCAGACAUAUAGAAGGCAACAGAGCAGCACACAACACAUUGUCUUGCUUCUUUGUCCUCUAAUUUUCAUGCACAUAGUUCAUAGUUUUUUCACCAACACUAUCUCGAAGAGCAAAUGAAUGAAAGGAACACGUAUUGAAUCCCACUUAAUGGUUUUACUCGCAAAGCUAGUCGGAGUCGCCAUUUAUGAUUGCUACAAUACGGUGGUGGCUCAAGCUUUCUCAGGAGUGAAACGUGAAAGAAGAAGGAAACGGAACGGAGAUGGAUUAAUAAAACGGAACUGAUGGGGAAGAAAGUCAGAAAGAAGACUCGAGGUUCUGCCAAGGAGAAGGGGGUUGCUACCCAUUUGCCUAUCAAGGUUAUUGAGUCAUCCAACCCGACUGUUGAGUCUGUUGAUGAGGUUGCAAAAGAGACUAAUUCUUGCCCUCAUCUUGUAAAAGGUGUUAAUUUUGACAGAUUGUCCACUAAGAUUGGUUCUUCUGGAUCCGUUAGGUGUGAAGAUUGUAGGGAAGGUGCGAAUGAUAGAAGGAGUGGUAAAGGAAAAGGUAAACAUGAGAAGAAGAAAGGUGGCGCAUCAUUAGAUUCAAAAUCUGAGUCAAAAUCUAUAUGGGUUUGUUUGGAGUGUGGUCGAUAUACCUGUGGAGGCGUGGGGCUACCAAUAACCCCUCACUGCCAUGUGGUAGGGCAUGCGAGGAAAAAUCGGCACCCUUUGGUAGUUCAUUUUGAUAAGCCCCAAUUGUGUUGGUGUUUUCCUUGCAACAUGCUUGUUCAAGUUGAUAAAUUUGAAAAAACUGAUGAAUCGUGUCAUCUUCUAUCUGAUGUUGUGAAAUUGUUGAAAGGACGAUCACAAGAAAAAUCUUCAGUGGAUAUUGAGGAUGUCUCCGUUGGGGAUGACAGUAUUACUUCAGAAAUUAAGUCAAGAGCUCUGUUUGCAAAUGAUUCAUAUGGACAAGCUGGUUAUGUAGUUAGAGGUAUGAUUAAUCUUGGGAAUACUUGCUUCUUCAAUUCAAUUAUGCAAAAUCUGCUAGCUAUGAAUAGAUUGCGGGACAACUUUCUAAAGUUAGAUGCUCCUGUUGGGCCACUUAUUAGUUCCUUGAAGAAGCUUUUCACUGAAACAAACCCCGAAUCAGGAUUGAAAAAUGUUAUAAAUCCUAGAUCUUUUUUUGGCUGUGUAUGUUCUAAGUCUCCCCAAUUUCGAGGAUAUCAGCAGCAUGACAGUCACGAAUUGCUCCGUUGUUUACUGGAUGGGUUAAGUACUGAAGAACUAGCUGGAAGGAAACAGAGUGGUUCUCCCAAGGGAGAUGGGACCUCUUCCAAUACUUUAGUUGAUGCUUUAUUCGGGGGUCAGAUAUCUAGUACUGUAUGUUGCAUAGAGUGUGGGCAUUUCUCAACAGUGUAUGAACCUUUCUUAGAUCUUUCAGUGCCAGUUCCUACUAAGAAACCUCCACCUUGCAAGGCCCAACAAGUACCACGGACCAAAAAAGCUAAACUUCCACCAAAAAAAGGUGGAAAAACUCGAGUCAGAGUUAACAGGGACACUUAUCCCUUACCGGUUCAAACUCAAUCAAACCAAUUAUCCAGCUCAGAAUCAUCUUGCCCUGAUCAGUCUGUUAUAUCAGUUGCUGGAGAGAUGGGGACUUGUUCUGCUGAUUCUACAUUAUUAGGUUCUGAAGAAAUAAAAAGUGUAGCUGAUAAAGAGGACUUGUCUUCACCUAAUUUGGUUACUCCUGGAGAGUCUCAACAUAUGCAAGUGCUUGACAAUGGUGCAAUCAAAACAUCAGACGGAUUUUCAUGGUUGGAUUAUGUGGAAGCUGGAACUAAUGAAUGUGAUUUCAUUUCCCAAAAGGAGGAUGCCCCAGAGGUACAGGGUACUGAGAGCAAAGAUGAAUGUUUAAAUGAAUUGCAUGGACAGGCCAUCUGUGAAUCUAGUGGUCUUGUUUGUUUCCUUAAGGAGGAUGAAAACCUAAGUCCCAAAUUUUCUUCAGCAAAUGGGUGGGAAGACAAGGUUCCAUUACAAGUUCAAGGUUCAGAAGUGCUGUUACUUCCAUACAAAGAAGAAAGUUCCUCUGCUGCUGAGAUCAUUGGAGGGGAUGGUGAGGCCUCCUCAUCUGUUUUGGGUGGUGGUCAAGAAGAAGUGGAGUUUGAUGGCUUUGGUGACUUAUUCAAUGAGCCUGAAGUUGUUGCUGGGCCUGCUCCUAGACCAUCUUCAUGUAGAGAGGUUAUGGAAGCUGGUUUUAUCAUAAGCAACAGUGAGUCUGAUCCAGAUGAAGUAGAUGAUACAGAUUCUCCUGUCUCUGUAGAGAGUUGCUUGGCACAUUUUAUAAAACCCGAGCUUCUCUUGGAUGAAAAUGCUUGGCAUUGUGAGAACUGUUCAAAAUUUCUCCAACAUCAAAAGAUGGAAGAGAAAAAGCAUGCAAGAGCUGUAUCUGAUGGAAAUGAAACUGGAAUUUAUGAUGAACCAUGGCAUGCAGUUAACUCUUGUUCUGUUAAAGUCAGAACCAAUGGAAAUGGGGACAUAAAGAAUGACACAAACGUAGAAAAUUUGGUUGCAUGUGAUAAACACAACACAAAGCUUGAAAAUGGUCAAAGAGAUGAGCUUAGUUUAAUUGUUAAUGAAAGGGAUAGCGGAUCAUCUGAAAUGGAAGACACACAUAUUGAUGAAUUACAGUCUUCAAGUUUUCGUAAUACUUGCAAUGAAGAAAGCUGUAGUCAUUUAGCUGCUGAUUCUUGUGUUAUUGAAAAUGUCCAAAGAAGAGAUUCUCCGAUGAUAGGUAAUGAUAACAAUGACUCAGAAGAAGAGGCUGGCUCCAAAAGCGUGAAAGUGAAGAGGGAUGCAACUAAGAGGGUCCUCAUUUAUAAAGCUCCUCCUGUCUUGACCAUUCAUUUGAAGAGAUUCAGCCAAGAUGCCCGUGGUCGCUUAAGUAAAUUAAAUGGCCAUGUCAAUUUCAGAGAAACGAUGGAUAUUAGACCCUAUAUUGAUCCCAGGUGCAUAAAUGAAGAGAAGUAUGAAUACCACUUGGUUGGCUUAGUGGAGCACUCCGGAACUAUGAGAGGGGGUCACUAUGUUGCGUAUGUGAGAGGGGCCCAGAGGAACAGUGGGAAGGGUGGUGAUAAAGAGAAUGAGGGUUCCACAUGGUAUCAGGCAAGUGAUGCAUAUGUGCGUGAAGUUUCCCUUGAUGAAGUUCUUCGCUGUGAGGCAUACAUUUUAUUCUACGAAAAAAUUUGACUGGAACGUCUACUUUAUACGUAUUUUUAUUCGAGGUAUAUAUAACGGUUUACUAAAUUUGAGAGGAAGGGAGAUAAAUCAUUGCGGGUGAGUGUAAAAAUUACCUGUAUACCAUUUUUUCGACAUGUGAUGAGGUGUUGAAUGUACAAUGCGAUGCCAUACAGUCAAAAGUCAAUUUUUUCUUUUGGUGCUAACUGUCAAAGCAAAUUUCAGCUCU
This is a messenger RNA of Glycine soja, 3658 nucleotides long. Its product is annotated as ubiquitin carboxyl-terminal hydrolase 2-like. The record is from RefSeq and is a predicted model, not a curated record. The transcript has 3 exons. Gene Ontology annotation, cellular component: nucleus; cytosol. Gene Ontology annotation, biological process: protein deubiquitination. NCBI's taxonomy places the organism in Eukaryota, Viridiplantae, Streptophyta, Magnoliopsida, Fabales, Fabaceae. Gene Ontology annotation, molecular function: zinc ion binding; cysteine-type endopeptidase activity; cysteine-type deubiquitinase activity. Bases 499 to 3441 code for a protein of 980 amino acids.